Molecule: messenger RNA, 1656 nt
Organism: Anthostomella pinea
Lineage: Eukaryota; Fungi; Ascomycota; Sordariomycetes; Xylariales; Xylariaceae
Source: the annotation of a GenBank genome assembly
AUGGCGGACAACAACUUCCUCAACGUCUACACCGGACCAGACUCGGUUCGAAAAUAUUUCGACCCGGACUCAGCACCCCCUUUGCCCUUGGUAGAGCUGCCCGAGUGCCUCAACCCGUACCGGCAGGAUGGGGUACGAAUAUACGCUAAGAUGAUGCCGAUUCAUCCGGCGAACAACGUCAAGGCUAUGCCAGCCCUGAACAUGCUCGAGAAGAGCGUCAUACCCGGCAAGACAGACACCAUCAUCGAGUACAGCUCCGGCUCGACCGUCAUCUCCAUGUCCCUGAUCUCGCGGGUCUUCUACGGGAUCCCGGACGUGCGGGCGUUUCUCUCGAACAAGACCAGCGAGGCCAAGCUCAAGCUGAUGCAGUUCUUCGGACUGGACAUCACCCUCUUCGGCGGACCUUCGCAACCGGAGCCGCUCGACCAUCGCGGUGGCAUACGAGUCGCGCAGAAGAUGGCGGAGGAGUCGGAAAACAUUGUUAACCCGAAUCAGUACGACAACGACGACAACUGGAAGUCGCAUAUAAGAUGGACAGGCCCCCAGAUCCUGAAGCAGUUACCGCAAAUCAACCUUAUCUGCUCCGGCAUGGGCACUUCAGGGACCAUGACGGGACUGGGCACAUACUUCAAGGACGCCAAACCAUCCGUCUUCCGCCUAGGCGUCUGCACCGCAGCCGGCGACCGCGUCCCGGGCCCACGUUCCUUCGCCCUGCUCGCGCCCGUCGAGUUCCCGUGGAAAGCGUCCAUCGAUCACAUCGAAGAGGUCGGCUCGCACGACUCGUUCUCGCUGUCGCUCGACCUCACGCGCCAGGGCAUCGUCUGCGGGCCGUCGUCGGGCUUCAACCUCAAGGGCCUGUUCCAGUUCAUCGAGAAGCGCAAGACGGCGGGCACGCUGGCGGACCUGGCGACGGGCGAGGGCGGGAGUGAGAGCGCCGGCGAGAUUCAUUGCGUGUUCGUGUGCUGCGACCUGCCGUACCAGUACAUCAGCGAGUACUUUGACAAGCUGGGCCCGGAAUACUUCCCGCCUAUCCAUAAUGAGGCCCUGACCAAAGUCGACCUCUACCGCUACGACGAAGCCUGGGAGCGCGACCCCGCCUCGGCGCUCCCGCACUUCUUCGAUAUCGGCGACAUCCUGCGUCUCGUCUCGCGCAUGGGCUUCUCCGACACCAUCUCCGUGCAGGACAUCCUGACCCCCAAGCCCAACACCUUCAUCCUCGACCUCCGACAGCCGACCGACUACGCGCGCUUCCACCUCCCCGGCUCCGCGAACCUGGCCCUCGCCUGUCCCAGGGACCGAAGCCCGUUCUCGGACCCCGAGGUCCUGGCGGCGGUGUGGAAGAGGCUGGAUGCGAUGUUCGAGGCGCCCGACGCGGAACUCCUGGAGCUGGUCCGCGGACGGCGGGUUCUGGUGCUUUGCUAUGAUGGCGAUUGCUCGCGCGUGGCUACGAGUGUGCUGAGGGCGAAGGGGUUUGAGGCGGACAGUGUGCGUAGGGGGUUCACGGCGCUGGGGCACUUGAAUGCGGGCGUUGAGCAGCAGGGAGCGUGCGAAAAUGGAGGUGACGUGGCGGAGGAGUUCAAGCCGAAGAUGGUGUUUACGGGUGGCGUGGAGGUGAUACCGUCGCCGCCGCUUUCGGAGGGCGACGGGCCGGUAUAG